Messenger RNA from Thamnophis sirtalis, 5463 nucleotides. The record is from RefSeq and is a predicted model, not a curated record. NCBI's taxonomy places the organism in Eukaryota, Metazoa, Chordata, Lepidosauria, Squamata, Natricidae.
CGCUGGGCCUGGCUCCGGCCUGCCUUUGCUCGCGGCUCUCGCCUCGGCCGGCGGCCCCUUCCACUCGCCGGCCCCGGCAGGGUCUUCUCCCCCACCCGCCCACCACCCGCAGGGCCCGACCCCGCUCCUCCGGCGGGCCAUGUGAGGGGAGCCGGCUGACACCUCCCACAGAAAUGGAAGCAAACAACCAUUUUAAUUUCACUGGCCUUCCCUCUUCACCUGCUGCCUCAGGACUGAAACCUGCUCCUUCCUCAGGGGACAAUGUCUACACAAAUGGAUCUCCUAUGAACUUCCCCCAACAAGGCAAAAGUUUAAAUGGAGACAUGAAUGUUAAUGGCCUAACUACUGUAUCUAAUGCUAGUACUUCAGGGACCCGUUCCUCAAACAACUCUCACCUCCAUCAUCCCUAUGACUAUCUGUGGAAUUAUUCCCAGUAUCCCUCUGGCAAUGGCAACAAUCUCAAAGAUGGUCCACUGUUCUCCCAAUACCCAUUGAAUGGCACUGUUGAGAACAACCGGCAGAACUCACCUGGACAUAGCACCAGUCUGAGGGGAAGCAGUGGGCAAGAGUUCUGGGCCAACGGUACCCCAGGGACCAUGGGAUUAAAUUUUGACUCAGCAGAGCUCUAUGACUCUUUCCCUGAUGAUCAGAACUUUGAAAUCCUACAAAAUGGCCCAUCAAGCUUCUACACGUCAUCUCAGCCUUCUCCCAUGCUUGCUUCAGGGAAUCAGGACUUCUCACCACAGCAGGAUGAGCCAGGCAAUGAAGAGGCUGUAAAAGAACCACCAUCUACGGUUUCAGAAAAUGGCACCAGAUUGUUGGGCAGUAUGGAGCUGGAAAACGCACAGCCAGAGUUGAAAAUAUGUGGCUACAAUGGUUCUUCUCCAGUGGGUGAGCCUCUUAGCCAAGAGGCCUCUGUCUUGGAACCUGAUGCUGGAGCUGGUUGCCUUGAAGAUGCUUCUCGGAUCCCUCCUCCUCUGGAAGACUCUUUGGAGCCUUUUGAGUCCUUAGACAGAGACCCAGGGACAGGAGACUUAUAUGAAAUGGAUACAUCUGAACUUGUGAGUGGCAAGUCUCCGCUGGAGGAUCCUCCUGACAUUUCUGCCCUGGAUUGUCCUGGCAGUCCCUCUCUCAACCACUCUGACUCCUUCAGCCUAUUGGCAGAUGACAGUCAGCCUGAUACCUCUCUUUUUGGAAGUGCCAGUUUGCCUCCUGUUCUUGGAGAGUCAGUUUUGCAAGAGCUGACAGGUGUUAGUGAAGUAGGGCAAGAGGGCACAGAAUUUCUGGAUUCGCAGGCACCCCUUGAACCAGAAUCUCUAAAUGCCUCUUUAGAAGAAGCAGUCAAGAGCAGUGGUACAGACAAUCCUGUAUCUGAAAUAGACGGGGACAGCAAAGAAGCUUCACCACUAAAUGUAUCUGCCAAAAGUGAUGGUCCAAGAAGGCGAAUAGCCACAGUAGAAGAGGUGUACUACCCCUUGAAACAUGGAUGGCGAAGGGAGGUGCGCAUCAAGAAAGGGAACAAUCGAUGGCAGGGAGAAACUUGGUACUAUGGACCCUGUGGCAAAAGGAUGAAGCAGUUUCCAGAGGUGAUCAAGUAUCUGAGCAGAAAUGAUGGGCAGAACGUCCGCCGUGAACACUUCAGCUUCAGUCCCCGAAUGCCAGUGGGAGAUUUCUUUGAAGAGCAAGAUACAUCUGAGGGCGUGCAGUGGGUAAAAUUGUCACAUGAAGAAAUCCCUUCACGCAUCCAGGCCAUCACGGGUAAGCGUGGCCGCCCUCGAAAUAUGGAGAAAGCCAAGGCUAAGGAAAUGCCCAAAGUGAAACGUGGACGUGGCCGACCUCCCAAAGUGAAAGUGACUGAUCUGCUGAGCAAGACGGACGCCAGAGUUUUGAAAAAGCUGGAAACCCAAGAGGUUCUGAGUGAUGAAGAUAAGCUGAAGAUGACCAAGAUCAAGAAGAAAAUGAGACAAAAGGUACAAAAUAAGCAGAAGCAGGAAUCCAAGACCACAAAGCCCAAGGAGACCAAGUCUAAGGAACCAAAAAAGAAACCUAAGCCCCAAAUCAAGAAGGAGAAGAGCAAGCCAGAAAGGACCAAACCAGAGAAGCCAAAGGAGAAAGGGAAAUUGAAAGAAAAAGUAAAGCCCAAGGAUAAGAAAGCAGCACCAUCAGGGAAAGUUCCCCGGAAAGCUGAAAAGAAUCUCCUUGCUCAGCGUCGUCAGGAAGAACGGCAGCGGCAGCAAAUGAUUUUGGAGGAAAUGAAAAAGCCCACUGAGGAUAUGUGUUUAGGAGACCACCAGCCUCUGCCAGAAUUCUCUCGCAUUCCUGGAUUGGUUUUGCCCAGCCAAGCCUUCUCAGAUUGCUUAGCCAUUGUGGAAUUCCUACAUAACUAUGGCAAGGUGCUGGGCUUUGACGUAGCCAGGGAAGUUCCCAGUUUGAGUACCCUCCAAGAAGGCCUCUUCAACGUAGGAGAUAGUUUGGGUGAAGUGUUGGAUCUUCUGGUAAAGCUGGUGAAAGUUGCAUUGUAUGACCCUGGACUUCCUUCAUGCUGUCAGACUUUGAAGAUCCUUGGUGAAAAACUCACAGAAAUAAGCCUGAACCGUGACACUGUGUCUGAGGUCUUGCGCUGCUUCCUCAUAGCCUCUGGGGGGGAUGAAAGCCUGUGUGCCAGCCUGAGAACUAAACCCUUCCAGGCACUACCUCCGGAUAAAAAGGCUGCUAUCCUGGCCUUCUUGGUGAACGAGCUCAACAGCAGCACCCUUAUCAUCAACGAAAUUGACAAAACUCUGGAGAGCAUGUCCAACCAUAGGAGAAAUAAGUGGAUCAUUGAGGGAAAGUUGCGCAGAUUAAAGAUUGCUCUAGCUAAGAAGACUGGACGUCCUGAAUCAGAAAUCACUGGUUUGGAGGAAGGACGAUGGCGACGGAGCUCCCGCAUCAUUGAUGAAAAUGAGGACAAAGAAAUAGAAGAAGAGGAGAGAAGAAGAGCAUGCAAAACCCGGAGAGAGAGUGAAAACGAAAGUUUGAUUUCCAGCGUGCCAGAGCUAGAGAGGCAAAUUGAAAAAAUUUCCAAGCGCCAGAUGUUCUUUCGCAAAAAGCUGCUCCAUUCCUCACAAUUGUUACGCGCAUCAUCACUUGGGCAAGAUCGUUAUCGACGGCGGUAUUGGGUCCUGCCCCACCUAGGUGGGAUCUUUAUAGAAGGCUGUGAGGCCUCAGAAGCAGCGUCCCUCCCGGUGUCUAAGAACGCAUUGGAAAGGGGAGAGGCUCUGAAAGAGGAAGAACAUGAAGCACCGUCAAUCAAAAAGGAGAACACUGACGCACCCUCAGAUCCUGAUUAUAUGAACUGCACAACUUCAAGAUCGUGGAGUUGGCCGUGGAGAGGCAACGUAGGCAUGUCACCGCCAGAGCAUCUGGAAUCCAAGUUGCCAGAGCCCACACCCUUGUCUGUCAAUGGAUUUUUGGAAGAUCCAGUGUCCCUGGGCCAGUCUCAGCAUGACCUCAGUCAGUCAGCCUUUCUAUCUUGGCUCAGCCAAACACAGCAAGCCUCUUCGUUGUUUAACAGCUCUGUGCUCACCCCAGACAGUAGCCCUGGCAAAGGGGAUCAGUUACCCCCGGACGAACUGCCGGACUCUACAGCAGAUGAUGAAAGUAUCACAGAAACACAGGUGACCUGGUUCAAUUUGCUGCCUAGGACGCCAUGCAAUGACUCUUCGCUUGCUCCUUCCACCGAGCGACCCUCUCGAACGUCACAGCUCUGCAAGCCACCUACCAAGGACCCGUCCAAGACUUUAGCUCAGCAGCUGAAUGGCUAUUCCACCUCUAGCCCAGCAUUGCCACCACUGUCCUCUACUCCAUUGCAUUCCAGCUCCAGGGUUCACAGCACCUGCUCCAGAGCCAAGGAUAAUUCCAAAAAGACCCUUGAACCUUUGGGGCAGCCAAGGCGAAGGGGGCGACCCCCCACUAAACUUUUUAAACAAAUUGAGCAGAAAUAUUUGACACAGCUGACAGCACAGCCUAUACCUCCUGAGCUGCAGAGUGGCUGGUGGUGGUUGCAGGAUCCAGAGCAGCUGGAAGCUGUGGUGGAGGUACUACACCCACGAGGCAUCCGGGAGAAAGCCCUGCAUAAGCACCUUACCAAACACAAGGAUUACCUACGGGAUGUGUGUGCCCGAGCUGCCAAUGAUCCCAUCUUCCGGAUUCAUUCUGAGGUUGCCAGUCACCUUAUCUCUCAAGAAGCCCUUGUGCAGUGGUCCAUGUCUGAGCAUGCCCUUGAGAUGGACCUAUCGGUGCUUCAGUGGGUGGAAGAGCUUGAGCAGCGGGUACUCAUGGCUGAUCUGCAGAUUCGAGGCUGGACGAGCCCAGAUCCUGAUUCUGUUAGGAAAGACUUGCGGUACUGUGAACGUGAAGUAGAACUCCUGGAAGACAUCACCGUAAAAAACAGGCGAGAGGGACCUGCCCUGGAGCGUGAAUCUAACAACCCUCUGGAUCUUGCGGUGCUCCGUCUUGAAGACCUGGAGCAGAACUUGGAACGGAGAUACCUCAGAGAACCUCUCUGGCCUGCGCAUGAUGUAGUGGUAGAAAAAGCUUUGCUGAAUAACCCUGAUACCUUGGAGCAGGGUACCACAGAAAUACCAAUUGCCAGAUUUAAGAUUAUAGUGGGAUAUGAAAAGACAACACUGCUGAUGCAAGGGGGAUAUCAGGAUGAGUAUGGCUCUCCACGACGGGGAAAGAAGCGGAAAAGUGGUACUUCUGGGCCUUUUGGGGGAAAGGAAGAGCUCAGCCCUCGAUCUCGGGCAGCAGCCGCAGCCGCCUCCCAACAGCAUAGUGUCCUGGCAAAUACAUCCCCUCGCUACUCAGGAGAAGGCCUCUCUCCCUCCAAACGAAGAAGAGUGUCUCCCCGAGGCCAGAGUGCUGACCUGACCUUCUGCGAGAUCAUCUUGAUGGAGAUGGAAUCCCAUGAAGCUGCUUGGCCUUUUUUGGAGCCUGUUAACCCCCGGUUGGUGCCUGGCUACCGGAAGAUCAUCAAGAAUCCCAUGGACUUUGCCACCAUGAGGGCCCGGUUGUUGCGUGGUGGAUACAGCAGUUGUGAGGAGUUUGCUGCCGAUGCUGUCCUGGUGUUUGACAACUGCCGGACCUUUAAUGAAGAUGAGUCAGAGGUGGGCAAGGCGGGACUGGCCAUGCGCCAGUUUUUUGAGAGCCGGUGGGAGGAAUUUUAUCAGGGAAAACACGAGACAAACCCAUGAAGCUGGCAGAACGGGGAGAAGUGCAAGGAGCCAAAGGGGAAAGUGCCUCCCCUUUUACCCUGGGCUGCACACUUGUCUCUUCUGGAGCUCAUCUUGCUACCUGCUGAUUUAAUUUUUUCCCCUUCACAAUGACUGGACUUGGAUUGGCAUCUAACAUCACGCCUUGAUUCUCUUCACUCCAAGCAACACAAACUCUGACUGUAUAAGCCAAAUAAAAUAUAUAUAUCUU